Molecule: messenger RNA, 4116 nt
Organism: Klebsormidium nitens
Lineage: Eukaryota; Viridiplantae; Streptophyta; Klebsormidiophyceae; Klebsormidiales; Klebsormidiaceae
Source: the annotation of a GenBank genome assembly
UCAUGCUGCAAUUCUUGUCCGUUGGGGUGUAAGUAGAUCCAGGCUGAGCGCUACUCGAAGAGCGCAGCCAUGGCUCCUGCAGAUGAAGGGGCCCUGGAGAUGGUCCUCAGCAAGUACAAUAGCCCCGAAAAGGAGGCUGCUCUUAGCCUCAGCAACGCCAGAGACCCCGCCAAAAUGCCAAAGACAGGGCCGACGGCGAAGAUCGGGGCUUUAUGUACAGCAGACAACUGCUCGAGGCUGGCGGUGCUCAGGUGGCCAGGGGAGGAGAAGGAUAGCCGCUGCACACAUCAUGGCGAGAAGGGGAUGCUCUCAAGGACGUUUCUAUGUGCCAGGGAUGAUUUGCAGUGCUUCAAGCAUGCCCGAUAUGGCUGGCCUGGCCAGUCAGUCACACACUGCGAGGUGCAUAAGGAGGAGGGCAUGGUGGCAAAUGACAGGGAGAGCAAACGGUUCACCAAGCCUACUGAGCAGGCGGAGCCAGUGCCCCCGGACGAGGAGCGAUGCACGUUCUACAGCCGGGAUUUUGGCAUCGGGCAGCAGCGCAGGUGUAAGCGGCCCCGCAAGGAAGGGUACAAGCAGUGCGAGCACCACGUAGAGCUUCGGAGGCGGAGGGCGCAGAAGGCAAAAGAAGGCACGGUGGCUGCCCCAACCAUCGAAGUGCCCCCGGUGCCAGACGAGCAGCGCUGCACGUAUUGGGCCCAGCACCCGCUGAGAGGCCGCGUGCAAUGCAAGCGCGAGCGCAUGCCAGAGGGCAUCCUAUGUGAGAUGCACUCCAAGAACGCCGACCGCAGGAAGAUGUGCUGGGUCGAGGGCUGCCAGAGGACGGGCUCCAACGGCAUCUUUGGGUUCUCCCUCCGCUUAGCCUGCUCCUGGCACACGGCCUGCGGCAUGAUCGGCAAGAAGGACACAUACGACCGCUGCUUCAAGCUCGGGUGCGCAGCCCGGGCGACCAUGGGGCCGGAAGGCGCCGUCAUGCCCAUGCUGUGUAAGGAGCACGCCGACCCUGGCAUGUCGGUUCUACAUCCCGAGGGGAAUAACAUGGCGGCUCCCAAGGUACUGAACCAGCCGAAGAAGGAGGAGCUUGAGGCGCUCAAGGAGUGGGACCUGGUCGAGGAGUGGGUGGCCAAGUACAAGGCCUCUCCAAUCACGGACGCUGAGCAGUACAGGCAAGACGCCUACCAAUUAAUCACCCGGCAGCGCGCCGAGAAGAUGGAGACGUUUGUCCGAGUGAAGAAGCCGGCCCCGACCCCCAAGCCUCGCCGAACCAAGGAGGAGAUGGAAGCUGCGGCCGAGGAGAGAAAGCGUCUCGCGGCAGAGAAGGACGGGUGGAAGGCCGAGCUCGCGGAGAAACGGCAGCAGGUCCAGCUGGCACGGGAGCAGAAGGAGGCGGAGAAGAAACGGGUAGCAGCGGAGAAAGCGGCUCAGAGGGCGCAGGCAGCGGCAGAGAAGGCCGCUGCGAAGGAGAGAGCGGCCGAGGAGAGGGCGGCGAACGGGACCGGGCCGAGACAGCGGAAAGUUGGGGAACCGGGAGUCGUGCCUAAGAAGCGGGCGAAGCAGAUGAUGGAGGGGGGCCCUCAGCACAUGAUUGUCGACAUGGACCCUUCGCUAGUGGAGCAAGCUCUGCCAGUUGCGGUCUUGCUUCAAGACGGUGUGGAGGGGGACGACGGGGCGCCCGGCACGAGCGGUGCUGGUCCACAGGAAACGGGGGAACCGAGCUCGAGCAGGGGGGACGUUCUUGGCGGGUUCGUUUACGGGGGCCCGUCGGCUGGUCCGGCUGUCGGGGCGGGGAUCGUGGUUAGGCCUCUCGCCCUGCAGCUACCAGUGGCCAACGGUGUAGCAGCCACUGCCGAGAGACCUCCGGAGCUGAGACCAGACGGGACAACCGAGCCAGAAAUAUAUCUGAUUGAAAAUGGUCAGGGCCCAAUGCCCAUGGACGUCACCGACGCGGUUGCAGCGCCAGGGGGCAGCGCACCGUCGAUCUCUUCGUCCCUGCCAGCUGGCAGCACCGGAGCCCCCAAUCCGACGCCAGCCGCGCAACGCUCGCCGCAACUUCCCCCCCAGGCUGUAGUGCUCGGGAAGGUUUACCAGGGGGUCCCUGUGGAGGAUGUGUACGACUGGUUGAUGGCGGCGGAAAGGCGGGACAACGGCAGUGCGGGCUGCAUUUACUCCUGCACCUUUCCGGGCUGCCCUGCCACGAAGCUGAUGAUCAACGACGAAGGGGCCGCCGCAAACGUCAUAUACGAGGUCGCGCACUUGCACGCACCAGGCGAGAAGGCUCCACCGGGUGCCCCGCCCCUAUCUAUCGGCAGCACCCCCCUAUCCGACCAGCGCCCGGGCCCCCCUGCUAGGAGAAGCCAUUUGGGUGCUCCCAUCCAGGUUGCGGUUCCAGCGGCGUUGUACAUGCAGCAGCAAAUGCAAGCCGCGCGCGCCCAGACGAGCAACGCCGGUCGGCCGAUGUUCCGGCCGAUCCUUCCGAAGCCGGCGCCCAAGCCGAAGCAGCCCAAGAAGAAGGGCGCGGGGAAGCAGGACAUGGACGUCCUGUUCGUGGAGGAGUGUGCGCGGGUGUUCAAGCCGGCGGGCGAGGCGGGCCUAAGCCGGGACGAGGUCAAGAGCUUCCUGAGCAAGUGGUCGAAGUUCCCGCUGGACACGGAGGAAGGGCAGGUGAAGCUGCAGCAGGCGCUGGAGUGCGGGCUGUUUGAGGAGGUGGCGGGGGGGCGCUACAAGCUGCGGGAGGCCCAGGCCGGCGCGCCCCCUGCUGCGAAGCAGGUCGCCUCGCAGAAUCCGGAAGAGGGCCCGGGGCGGAUGCAGGCCGCGCACUCGGAGCAUGCGGCGGCCAUGCUCAAGUACAUGGGGGGGUCAGCGGGCACUCAAACGGCUACUCCCAUGGAAAAGUCAAACGGCGAUGUCGCUGCCCCCCAGGAGCCGGGUCCAGUCUCUGUUGCAGAGGGCGGGGUAGAGGCGGUGUCAGAACCAGACACUCGACCAAGGGAAAGCCUCCCUGUGGGGGUUCCCACGAAAAACAGCCUGCCUGCACCUGCCACUACCUCAAUCCAAAUACCAGAAGAACCUGCGGUGUUGGCCCUGGGAGCCCCGAACCCCCAGCUCGGCUUCCCUGCUCUCUCGCCCCCCAUCAGCGAGCUUUUGUUGGGCGAGGAUGAGCGGGCUGCGCGCGACAGCCUGCCGCUGUCGGAGGAAGAGGAGGCGAUGCUCCGCAAGCUGACGGUGCGCAAGCUGCAGGCGCGGCGCUCGAUGGUGCCCGCGUGGCUGCGGGAGAGCGUGACAGCUGGCGCGAAACGGCUGGCGUGGCUGCAGGCUCGGAAGGACCGCAUGCAGGGGGAGAAGAGAGCGGAGGCGGAGCAGGGGGGCGGGCAGGAAGAGAGGCGGGAGGAACUCGGAGAAGCCCCCGAAGUUGAGCAACCCACAGAGACGAUGAGGGCAUUGGAACUCGUGCAGUCCGUCGAAGCGGGUCCGCCGGAUCAAGAGGGCCAAGCAAGCGAAGUGGGACCUCUCGUAGAAGUUGGACAAACCACGCAAGCUGGCGAGAAACCUGGCGAGCGGCCUGGGGAGUCGAACCCCGCUGGGACGGCCAACCUGGACAUCGGCGACAUCCUCGAUUUCCCAGCCGUGGAGGACCUUCCCGGCGACCAGAACUGGCUGACGUCACCGACCGCCGGCUUCCUGGGCUUUGCGCCGGAGUCUCCGGAGCAGGACCGGGAGCAAGCGCAGGCGGAGGAGAGCGCGCAGGAAGGCGUGCGGGCGCGCAUCCCGCAGAGGAAAGCUCCGGAGGGGGUUCCCGAGGCCGGGGCUGCGCCGAGCGAGACGGAGAAGGCUGCUCCUGAAUCCUUGGAACAGGCCCCGGAGAGUGAAAAUUCAGGGAAGGAGGGGCUUACGGUUCAUCAGGAGACGGUCCGGCAGGAGCAGAAGGAGAUGAUGGGCGCCCCGAAGAAGCGGAAGAGGCCUUGCAAAAGCUUCUGGAGUGCAGGGAGUCACCUCAGGAACCAACCACAAGCACCCAGGAUGUCGUUCCCGCUGAAUAACGUCAUAAACUUCAUGACCUACGGCGGCACCAAGGAGCUCCUGCCUAGAAACGCCUGUGGGAAAUCCACGUCAAGAAGCUGA